AGCAGGACGACAUGGAGGCUGCAUCUCUCUGCGUCAGACUGAGCGUGCUUGUGUUUAUUCUGCUCAGUGUCCACAACAGCAGGGCAGUUUUCCAAAUCAUCCCAAACCGGCUGCAGCUGUUCCAGUACGAGACCCUCUCCCUCCAUUGCGAGGGCCUCAACGGCUCCUCUCUGAUCCGGGGCAUCAGGGGCUCCGAGGGCUUUCUUUCGGCAUGCGAAGACACGAACCAGGCUUUCACCUGCACCGUCCCGAGAGCGUACCAGGCGGACGGCGGAGAGUACUGGUGUGAGACCGAGACGGGACAGACAAGCAAUACAGUCAGAGUCACUGUCGCUCCCAAUUGCGUGAUCCUGGAGACUCCUGUCCUCCCCGUGGUGGAGGGCGACUGUGUGACGCUGCGCUGCAGAAACCAGACAGCAGUCUCCAACAUCACCACGACUUUCUAUAAAGACGGCCGCGAAAUAGAGAGAAACACGGCCGGAGAGAUGACCCUCCACAGAGUCUCUGACGCCGACCAAGGACUCUACAAAUGUAACAUCCUCGACAUCGGAGAAUCCCCAGAGAGCUGGUUGGCUGUCAGAGCAUUUGACGGAGAAGCUCGUCUCCUCUCUCGUCACUCCAUCUCCGUCUACCUCCUCCUCCGGACGGUGUUGACUGGUGUGAUGGUGAUUCUGCUGCUGCUGCUGCUGGGACUUCUUCACAGAAGGAACAAUAACUCACCUCCACACAAAUAUUCACAGCAGAGGGACCUGGAAGCUCCAUGAAGGCAGACACAUGCCGUCAGACUCAACCAGUCAAACUCCUCUGUCAGUUCAAUUCAGCUUUCUCACAAACGUUAAAAUCCAGCCGCAGAAGAUGCAGCGAGCUAUUUUUAAAAGACCAGACUACGCCACGGUGUCUCACUCUGGCUUUAGAUUCAGACACAGGUGAUAAUUUGAGCUCCUCAGAUACAAACCACAAGACGUCAAGGUGAGAACAACUGCAUCUAAAUGAGGACAUACGAACACACAGCAUCGAGUCGGCCUCUAUAAAUAUUCCCUGAACGUGUCUCUUCAACCUCCUCCUGAGUCAUUUCUUUACCUUGUGUGUCGCUUAUGACUGGAUUUUCAUCUUUUAAUUGUGAUAUAACAGAAUUAUAUAUAUUUCAUAACAAAUCCUAUAUUGUAUUUAUGUUAUACCGUAUUUAUACUUUUUAUAGUUUCAUAUACAUAACUCCUAAUAUCAUCAUAUGUAUCUACAUAUACACACACAAUAUAAUUAAUAUAAUAAUAUGUCCACUCCAUAUUUUGUAUUAUUUUACACAUUGUGUAUUUAUACUUGUAUAUUAUCUUUCUCUGUCAUUAUAUACUGUACACAAUAUACGUUAUCCUUAAUACAUGUA
This is a messenger RNA of Mugil cephalus (flathead mullet), 1381 nucleotides long. Its product is annotated as high affinity immunoglobulin gamma Fc receptor I-like. The transcript has 5 exons. The record is from RefSeq and is a predicted model, not a curated record. The coding region runs from base 12 to 764 and encodes 250 amino acids. Lineage: Eukaryota; Metazoa; Chordata; Actinopteri; Mugiliformes; Mugilidae. Gene Ontology annotation, biological process: cell surface receptor signaling pathway. Gene Ontology annotation, molecular function: transmembrane signaling receptor activity.